Messenger RNA from Knipowitschia caucasica, 399 nucleotides. The record is from the annotation of a GenBank genome assembly. NCBI's taxonomy places the organism in Eukaryota, Metazoa, Chordata, Actinopteri, Gobiiformes, Gobiidae.
AUGCAGUUAGUGGAUCCGUACGCUAGAGAGCAGUCUGAUUUGCGCUACACUCUGGAUAAGGCUAAAGUUAACUUCCGGCCACAGCAGAGCGCCUGUCUGACAAAACAGGCUGGUGUAGCUAUUGGUCGACUAUGUGAGAAAUGUGACGGAAAGUGUGUCAUCUGUGAUUCUUACGUUAGGCCCUGUACACUGGUCCGUAUUUGUGAUGAAUGUAACUACGGCUCGUACCAGGGGCGCUGUGUGAUCUGUGGAGGCCCAGGAGUCUCUGACGCCUACUACUGUAAAGAGUGCACGAUCCAAGAGAAGGAUAGAGAUGGCUGUCCCAAGAUCGUGAAUUUGGGCAGCUCCAAAACAGACCUCUUCUAUGAAAGAAAGAAGUACGGCUUUAAGAAGAGGUGA